This is a messenger RNA of Ooceraea biroi (clonal raider ant), 3122 nucleotides long. RefSeq lists its product as uncharacterized. The record is from RefSeq and is a predicted model, not a curated record. NCBI's taxonomy places the organism in Eukaryota, Metazoa, Arthropoda, Insecta, Hymenoptera, Formicidae.
UAAAGUGAAAACAGAGAGAUAGAUCGGAAAUCCAGAUCAGCGCGUUCAAAAUUCGCGCGGGUCAUAAAAUUACUCUCUGUGAUUAAUAGUGCGCUAUUUAGUUUCUCAUAUCUACAAGACGCUAAAAAAAUUACGCGUUCAAACGUCGCAGAUUCCGUCGAACUGAUUCUCUCAAAGUAGAUCUUUUGUAAACUUGACUGGACGCCAUCUUAAUUUCUGCGUACUCCGUUGCGUGAUUUUUAUUUAAAUUUGUAUUGAAUAGAGAUUGCUUAUACACGCUUAUUAUACAUAUACGCUAAUAUCAAAUACAGCGCUAAUGACUGUCAACUGUCACGUAUAAUCUAAAAAAAAGAAAAAGAAGCGCGUAAAUCCGAAUGCACCUCACGAGAGUACACUCGAAAGUUCGAUUAUAUCGAAAGCUGCAAUCGAUACAACUUGAAUAUGCGCAAUGCAAAUCGAUUUUGUUAUCACCGUUUUGUUCUGACAGUUUGGUUUGCGUGUUUAUUUCCGUUCAUGUUUUAUGUUACUUUAAUCGUUCAUGUAUUCUGUCGCGACUAUCCACACCCAGCAUGGUCACUGAGGAGGACUGUUCCUGCACCGACACGACGGAACCAUCGAAUGUAACGUCCCUGCGUUCGGACGACGUUGCGUCGGCCGCGAAUCUUGAAGCGAACACGGUCUGCGUCGAGCAAGGAGACGACGCCGAGGAAGCCAAAAGUAUGUGUCCCUUGGCGAACAGGCAUUCCAGCGCAUAUCCUUCGUCAAUGGCAGUUUCCACGCCAAAUUUUACAUCGCGAUUUCCUUCGCGAUAGAAAUACUGAAAGAGACACUCCUCAUCCCCGCGUCUUUAAAAAAUAAUUUUAAUAUCCUUGUAAUUGAAUUUGAUAAUGAAUAAGAUUCAGUUAGUAUUCAGAAACUGCGUGCGACAACAUAAAGUUGUCUUCCUUCGCGAAACACACGGACAACUAUAACUAGGGGUCAUUGUUCUCUUCUCAAAACACGAUUAAAAUUGAGUAAAAUUAAAAUUGAGUUUAACUGAAAUUUUCAGAAUUUAAUUUCCACGCCACGUAAUUUCGGACUUUAAUCUCAGUCCGCCCCAAAAUAUUUUAACAUACUCGUAGAUGCUGACUGUAAAUGUCCCGAUGCAUCACCAAUCACCAGCUACUGCGUCUCAGCGAUACCGGAACCUGUUUCGGUUCCGGUCACGAAGCCGGAUCGCAGAUCACAGCGGACAAAGUCGAGGAGUCAGCCACCGUCUACGCCGUUCCAAGCAAGCUACCCGUGCCUCUGUCGCAGUCAUAAAAUGUAACCGCCCACUUUUUAUCCAUUAGCCGACUCAUCUCUCAAAGCAGAUUUAUCGUUUCAGAAACGGCUACGUUCUGCCUGUAAAAGUCAAGGAAGGUACGUGGACAAACGCCAUUCUCCGCUGCGUGCAAAGUUGUAAAACGUCUCUCGAUUUUCGAGAUUAAAAUAAACUUGAUAAAAUCGAGAGAUACACUUUGCGCGCGAACAUAUAAUUGAGAAAUAAGGAAAAAGACAAACUAAAUGUACAUUCUUCACUUUCUUCUUCCGUUCUUCAGGUAAACCGCAGUCGGGUCAGUUUUGGAGUCGUUUCAGUAGGAAACGACCGAGGAACGGGUACUUUGGAAAGGACAAGAUGUACGAGAUAAAGUUGAAACAAGUCCAGUGUCCGCACUACGCCAAGACACGUCCAAACGGUGCACGUAGGCAGCGUCUCCUCGGGGCGUCGCACUCGGCAUGCGAGUUUCAGUCUGUCCUCUGUCCCGAGGUCGGUGUGUCGGAAGCGAUACCGGGCACAGAUGCGAGGCACGAUCCCGGCAAAUCGAAGCCUCCUAAGCAGCCGGCCAAGACGAAACCCAAGAGAGAGGAGGACACGGAGAAGAUCGAGAUCUACUACUUCGACCAUGGGAAUUCCGCGUAUUAUCGAACGACCGAUUGCCAUCCGGUCCUAACGACGGACAGAUGCGCUGAGAAAACGGACCAAGCGGCGACUCGUUUCUGGGCGGAGAUCUUUGGCACGAUUCACAUCGGCACCGCCUUCGUCACGGCUUUCAUCCUGCAGCUCCUACGUUUCGUGCUGUACAGCGUGAUCCGACCGCUGACAGUGGGCAUACUGCAGCUGAUGGCAGACUACUUCGUGAAGCCGCUGCUGUCCAUCCUGUUCAACGCCGUCGUGCAGCCGGUGCUGAUACUGUUCUACAAUAUUUUUACGUCAUUGCGAGACCUCUGCGAGCCGAUUGCCGAGGCGAUGGGUCUGUUUCUGCGAGAGAUCGCGAAUCUCUGCGCCGCGAUUAGGAUCGUCGAGGUGAAGCACGUCCAUCAUCACGCGUCAACCACCACCGCGUGCACGUGAGCUCGUAGACGGCGAUGGAUCGACACAAUAGAUAAUGAGCGGUCUCACGCACAUUUGGCUUGCUUUGAUACGGAGAAUAAUCGUGCAACAUCUUCCGAAGGGAGGAAACUUUCGUGAAGGUCCUGGAAUACUCAAUUGACACGUAAUUUAAGAUGAAGGAUCUUUAGGGAAGAUUUUUAUGCGAACAGAGAAACGAUAGGUCUCCAACAACACGUGCCUUAACACCAGGUAUAUAUUUGGUAUUACUUUAACUUUACAAUAUUAUUAUCGUAUCAUUUUUUACAGAACAAAUUAUCUCUUAUAGCAACUAGCUUCGUCAAUAAUCAAUACUCUUUCUCUAUCGCUCCCUGGCGUUCUCCCGUUCUCUCUCAAUCUCUCCCUCAUCCUUACACGUUUCCUCUCUCUCUCUUUCUCUUUUUCAUGCUUACUCGUUCUUUUUCUCUCUCUCGCUCUCUUUCCUUUCUUUCGCAUUUCUUACCAUUUAAUAAAUUAUGUACAAUCUCGCAAACAACAAACGGAGGAACCUAAUUACAUCAUGUAGUUGUUCACACUUCGUUAUGUACAGGUACUACUGGUAUCUUUUUCCUUAUUUUUACAGAAUCGCCGUUUUCUCACUCGUAUUCAUCCACUUCCUCUUUCUCUCUCUCUCUUUCACACACACACACGCGUACACACAUCCUCUCUUUUUCUAUCACCGGCCGAUCGCAAUAAAUUCUGUUUUUCGCAUGUGGUCUAUAAAAAAAGGGGG